UGUAGGUCUGUAAUCAAUGUUGACUUUCUGAAAAUGAAACCGGAAGUAGAAUUGUUCUUUCGGUUUAGAUUCUUCAAUAUCAAUCAUUGCACUAUUUUUAAAAAUACAAUCACGUGUAAAAUCUUGAACGCAAUGCCAGAAAUAAACAAAGUUGAUCAGAAACAGUUAUCGGAAUGGAUAAAAGGGCGACACAAGUACACAUUGCUGUUCAAAGCAUCAAGAGAUGGCUGCGUUGCCACAACAUUCCGUUCCAAUUGCAACAAUAAAGGUGCCACAGUUACAGUGUUGUAUAAUGCCAGUGGUUCUGUUUAUGGAGGUUACACAUCUGUAGCUUGGAAAGGCACUGGCGCUUAUUCACUUGACAAUAACGCAUUUUUGUUCAGAUUGUAUCAAAAUGGAACAGCCAAACCAGUCCAAUUUCCUGUCACGAAAGCAGGGCAUGCUAUAAAUGACAACCCAAACUAUGGACCAACAUUUGGUGCUGGUCAUGACUUGUAUACAUUUAAUGGAACUGUAGUUCAUGAUGGAACCUGCUAUCCUUUGAACGGUUCUACAAACUUUGGUCAUUCAUAUAACAUGAAAGGAGAGGAUUUGAAUACAAUUUGUAAUGGGAAUCUUAAAGUUACAGAUCUCGAAGUUUACAUGGUGGAAGAACUACCAAAUGCUCCUUUGGAAAAUCCAUGGAGGAGAACACCUGAGUGGAAUCUUAAGUUCUUAGAAGAAUUGAAGGCGAAUAUUGAAUAUUACAAACCACUGAAGGAACUAAAAAUUCAGCAGGCCAGAAUUUUACUCGUUGGCCAAGUUGGAGCAGGGAAAUCGAGUUUCUUCAAUACCAUAAACUCUAUUUUCCGGGGAUACAUCACUAGUCAGGCAUGCAGUGGUAACGCUGAACAUAGUCUUACAACAGUGUACCGAACGUACCAAGUUAGAAAUGGACCAUCUGGAAAACCAAUGAAUUUUCGCCUUCAUGAUACACGUGGUCUAGAAGCUGACCAAGGAAUAGAUGGACAUGAAAUUAGUUAUAUCGUAGAUGGACAUUUGCCAGACAGACAUCAGUUCAAUCCAUCACUGCCAAUUUCUCCAGAGAUACCUGGAUUUAUAACUAGUCCACAACUGUCCGACAAGAUACACUGUGUAGCAUUUGUUAUGGACAGUAGUACAGUAGAUGUUUUACCCGAAAAAGUUCUAGAGAGGAUAAAGAGCUUACAGACUAGACUCAAUCAAAAGGGUGUACCACAGGUAGUGCUAUUGACCAAAGUAGACAAAGUAUGUCCUAUAAUGACCGAGGAAUCUGUUUCGAGAGUGUUCUAUAGUCCAAUCAUUCAGGAGGUUGUAGACCGGGUAUCACAAAUCAUGGGGCUACCACGGGCUCAUAUUCUGCCCCUUAAAAACUACGAGAGCGAGAUGGAACUUGAUGAUAAUGUCAGCACUCUAGCUCUUAUAACAUUGCAACAAGUGUUACGGUUUGCUGAUGACUUUAUGUACAAUUAUCUCGAUUUACUGGAGGAGGGAAAGCUAAAACAAGAGAACAUUCGGGAAUAAGAAAAUACUGUAAUAUAAAAAAGUUGAUUUUGAGCCAAAAAAUCAAUAUUCAAUGUAACGGAGAACG
Messenger RNA from Mytilus trossulus (common blue mussel), 1609 nucleotides. RefSeq names its product interferon-induced protein 44-like. The transcript is spliced from 7 exons. Lineage: Eukaryota; Metazoa; Mollusca; Bivalvia; Mytilida; Mytilidae. The record is from RefSeq and is a predicted model, not a curated record. Bases 34 to 1542 code for a protein of 502 amino acids.